This is a messenger RNA of Periconia digitata, 3057 nucleotides long. NCBI's taxonomy places the organism in Eukaryota, Fungi, Ascomycota, Dothideomycetes, Pleosporales, Periconiaceae. The record is from the annotation of a GenBank genome assembly.
AUAACUAACGACCGCUGGCCGCCUGCGACACGCAGCAAAGACUACACAAUCGGCGCAUAUUUAUGCCUUUACUCUAUACCAACUACGAGGAUCAGUACCGCCAAACACUGUCACGUGCGCUUCGACAUGGCACCCGCUGGUUGUAUCCCUGGUAGACGACCAAGAGUCCUCUACCUGGACGCCUACGAUUCUUUCUCGAAUAACAUUGUCGCUCAAAUCGAACAGUGUCUUGAUGCUGAAGUCAUCAAGUGCCCUAUCGAUGCUAUCGAAACUGUAUCCCAAGAUUGCGUUUCUCCGGAAUUCUUACGCUAUCUGAAAGCCUUUGACGGUGUGGUUGCUGGUCCGGGUCCUGGUUGGGCAAAAUGUGAAAAAGAUGUUGGAUUGAUGGGAGAACUGUGGAGGCUCCAAGAUGAGGAUCUGCUUCCGGUUCUCGGUGUCUGUCUCGGCUUCCAAUCCAUGUGUCUCGCGUUCGGCGCAGAUAUCCAACGACUCAACGAGCCUCGACAUGGACUUGUCGCCGACAUCUUGCACAAUCAAGAGUCCAUUUUUCAAGGGGUGCAGCAACUGUCUACGACUCAAUACCACUCGUUGCAGGUUUUAAUCGAGCAUCGCAUGCAAACAAAAAAAGCGGUCCGAUACCCGGCCGAACUAUGGGAAUCCACCGAGGCGUGCCCGCAAAUAAAGCCGUUGGCUUGGGACUUUGACAGUAAACGCAACGGUGCAGUCUUGAUGGCAGCUAAACAUAUCAACAAGCCAUUUUGGGGAGUGCAGUUUCAUCCCGAAUCUAUAUGUACCAAUGAGGAAGGGACGCGACUUGUUCAAAAUUGGUGGAGGGAAGCGCAAGUUUGGAAGAGGGAGCGAGCCGCCAACCAAACGGUGAAUGUAUCUCCACGAAAACUACAUGUGGCUGCCUUACCUACGAAAUCUGGAGCUGGUGCUACUGCCAAUAUCUACCACCAGAAUGUUGGCCUUUCUCCCGACGAAAUGGUCUCACUUAUAGAGAACGGUGAUGGGGAAUCGAUACCAGGCUUACCGCCUACCACCGUUCAUUGCCAAACUAUUGGGAGCGGACGGUUGACUAUUUCAGACAUUGUCGAGCAUUUCGGCAUUUCACGUAACGAGUCUAUAGUUUUGGAGUCGGGUCUACAUGAUCUCAGACCGAUGCAUCCUGACACAGGCCGAUACAGCAUCAUCGGCUUGGUUAUCCCAAAAGAAACCUUGAAAAUACAUUACUACUCUGGAUCGCGUACGAUGCAAGUCUUGGACGGAUGCGGAGAAGUAUAUCGCGAGUGGCAGACGACAGAUUUCUGGCAAUGGAUAAAGGAAUUCAUGACUUCAUUGCGCCUGAAGCUUCAGCAUCGUCCCAAUUCACCCACCUGGGCUCCCUUCUGGGGAGGUUUGAUGGGGUAUGCAUCUUACGAGGCUGGACUGCAAACAAUAGGCGUGGAAUCCGGACCGGACGCAGCAUACCCAGACGCUUGCUUCGCCUAUGUCACCCGUAGUAUCGUAGUAGAUCAUCAGCUGAAGAAGGCAUACGUACAGAGUAUUCGAGGUGAGGAUGACCAUGAAUGGGUAGGCGAAACAUGGGAUCAGAUAUACGAAGCUAGCGCCAGGAAGAGUCUUGAAUCGACACCAAGCUCAACGCCUGUGCCAAAACCGAACCCGUUUGAGAGAGACGACACACUCAACACGUACAUUUCUAGCUGUGAAGAGUUUGUGGUGGACCAGAAAGAAUAUUUGGGCAAAGUCGCCUCUUGUCAAGAAGUCAUCGCAGAUGGCCAAAGCUACGAACUGUGCCUCACAGCAACGAACCAAAUCCGGGCCCGGAAACCUCGCAUAUGUAGACUCUCUACAGCAGAAGAUAAUGGUCUUUCGUGGAAUCUAUACAAACGCUUGACACUGCAGAAUCCUGCCCCGUUUUCAGCAUUCAUGCGCAUGGACAACGUCCACAUCCUAAGUUCGUCCCCUGAACGAUUCAUCAGCUGGGAUCGGUCUCAGAGCGCACAAUGUCGACCCAUCAAAGGCACCGUCGCCAAAAAGCCCGACAUUACCACUGAAAUCGCCCAUAACAUUCUGUCUUCUUCCAAAGAACGCGCCGAAAACCUCAUGAUCGUCGAUCUGGUCCGCCACCAACUCCACGGCGUCUACGGCUCUGGCAACGUCCACGUCCCCAAACUCAUGCAGGUCGAGGAAUACGAAACUCUCUGGCAGCUCGUCUCAGUCAUCGAUGCCAUCCCCCCCUCUGUUCAAAAACCCCAGACUCCAGACGAAUGGCAAGAGCCGACCGAUUACAUCGCCGCCUCCAAAACUCCCCAACAACCCACCGAAUACCUCGGCUACGACGCAUUCGUGCAGUCCCUCCCACCAGGAAGCAUGACGGGCGCGCCCAAAAAACGUUCCUGCGAACUCCUCGCCACACAAGAACAACGCCCCCAGCAGCAACACCAGCGUCGCGGCAUCUACUCCGGCGUCCUCGGCUACCUCGACAUCGGCGGCGCCGGCGACUUCUCAGUCAUCAUCCGCACCGCCGUCAAAAUCGACCCCACGCCCUCUCCCUCAUCCGCUUCCUCACUAGAAGACACCUGGCUCAUCGGCGCCGGCGGCGCCAUAACUGCCCAAAGCGACCCGUCCGCCGAGUACGACGAAAUGCUCACCAAAUUCCAGAGCACCGCGCAAGCCUUCUCGCCAUGUGCCGAGAUCGCGGCACAGCGCGGGACCAAGCGCGCAGGGGCCGACGACGACGACGAAGACGAUCCCGUGAAAAGGUUCAACCGGCUUGUUGCCGAGACGCUGAGGGAUGGAGAUGCGGAUGGGCGGGCCGGUGUGGAGAGGGAGGGCGCGAGCGAGGAUGAGAGGAGGAGGGCUGAUGAGCUGCUUGAGGAGAGUGGCUCGUUGCUUGUUAUGCUUGAUCGCUUGCAGAGGCAGCUAAGGGCUGUUGAGGAGAAUAGGGCGGCGGCUUUGGGAAGAACGUAGGAUCGGAUUUUCUUUUCUUUUUCUCUACUUUGUUGGGAAUUUUUGGCGUUCAAGGCAGUGUCUACUUUUUGUUCUUCUUUUCCC